Molecule: messenger RNA, 3365 nt
Organism: Hermetia illucens (black soldier fly)
Lineage: Eukaryota; Metazoa; Arthropoda; Insecta; Diptera; Stratiomyidae
Gene: stet
Product: protein rhomboid
Exons: 9
Coding region: 1168-2535 (455 amino acids)
Cellular component (GO): membrane
Molecular function (GO): serine-type endopeptidase activity; calcium ion binding
Source: RefSeq, a predicted model, not a curated record
AAUUUCAUACUAUACCCCCAGCACCACAGGUUUUGAGGGUGUUUAGUUUUUACUUCCGGAGAAAUAAUUGAACAAAAACUGAUUCGUUACCUUAAUGAGCUGCGGAAAUGUCAUCGAGUCAUCAUUAGCUGGCAGCCCUACAGGAAUACUUCGUCGAUGCCCAUCUAUCAGCUGCACUUAGGGGAAUUCACCAACUUGUGCGCAUGGACAUUAGUCCGCUUGAUAAGCAAACCCCCAUUGCACCCCCUUGGCAGCGGCGACGGUUGACGAGCGAAAAGUCGCGUCCACAUAACGGGAAAACAGAAUUUUCCGAAGAACCUUACGUGGUGCAAUUUCCGCACUCCAGUUCGAAUUCGGUUGUCGCGCGAUUCCGGGGGUGUUUUCUGUUUGGCGUCGCGUCACAACCACCCGAAAUUGGUUUGGUGUUUUGUAGCGGAUUUUUGUCGCGUGGCGAUUGCGGAAAGUGGACGGCACUCGGGAAACCUAAGUCAGAGACGGAUUUAAUUCUAUCGAUUACGUUCGCGCGGACAAUUACUUGUUUGCGUGGAGUUUGUUCUCAGCUUAUUAAAAUUUUAAGGAAACUUCUAAAGAUUUCACUCGGCCCAAAGGGGGUGGGAGAAUAGUGAUUACAUUUGGUCACGGGUUGCGGAUACAAAGAAUGAAAUGUUUACGUGAGGCUUGCGUCCGUCGAUUUUGCGCUUUUGUUCGAUAACGUGUCGAGGGUUGGAGUCACGCGGCGAAGGGUUGAAUGAAAUGCAAGAAGUGAAAGAGUGAAAGUUGUGUUGGUGUCGGGGAGGCGGAAGACGCGCGGGGGAAUGCUUCCAUUCUGACAAAGUGAAUUUGAGUGAAAUAGUUACCAAUUGAAUUUGAAGUGAAAGAAGGACGGUGCCCGGAGAGAGGAGACGCUGAACGCAAGAUCUGCAACCUGCUUUACUACCGCUCCGCGAUUGUCAUCUGUUUGGAAGAAAUAGUUAUCAAUCGAUGAACAGCCGGUUUUUGGCGGGAAUAGCAGAGCAUACGCUAGGGAAGAUGUCCUAGCUUACAUUUACGAAACUACUUUCUAAGCAAUACAAUCACUGCCAUCAAAUUGCCUUCCCUUUUACCUGCCCUAUCUAUUGUGCAAUGCUACAAGUUCAUGUGUUCAAUCGGAGAGGAACAAGUUGAAAAAUGUGGCCAGGAUUCGAUCGUUGCGGUUCACGGAAUGGUACCAACCCCAGCCGGCAAGAAACGCUGCCUGAGGUGGAGCACAUAUCAACGAUUGCCGGAUCAUUGGGUUCCAUUGGAACACUAUCCCAGUGCGGCAAUGAACCCGUUUACGAUACAGACCACACGGAGUUAAAUUCGGAUUAUGAUGAGGCCGAGUAUCGGAGGGAGUUACUGAAGGAUAAAUGGAAACAACUAUUUGAUAUGUUUGAUCCUGAAGGAUUUGGUGAAAUUCCCGUUGACGAUUUUGUUGUAGCUCUUAAAUCACCUGAAUUUCAAUCCCAAGUGCCUGUUAACAAACGUGAACUUCUUUAUGAUCGUGCCAUGAAGGCGAAACUACCUCAAGGACCUGGAUUCGUAUCAUUUCAGGACUUUGUCAAUGUGAUGAGUGGGAAACGUACUCGGAGUUUUAAAUGUGCCGUCCAUCAUCGUGAUCGCGAAGUUUGUAGCGAAAAUGAUUUUCAUAUUAUGCUAGAGGAGCCACCAUUUUUCAAGAAAAUGGUACAAGCUAUCGCCAUCGAAAUAUUGCCCGAAGAGCGAGAUCGCAAAUAUUAUGCCGACAAAUAUUCGUGCUGUCCACCUCCACUUUUUAUCAUUUUUAUGACAUUCAUUGAGUUGGGGUUCUUCACGUAUCACACACUUACUUCCGGUCAAGCGGAGCCUGCGGGACCGGUGCCUAUCGGCUCCUUGUUUAUCUAUCGACCUGAUAAGCGGCAUGAACUUUGGCGGUUCCUAUUCUACGUGGUCCUUCAUGCCGGCUGGUUCCAUUUAGGGUUCAAUUUAGCAGUCCAACUGCUGGUUGGGCUGCCACUUGAAAUGGUUCACGGAUCAUCGCGAAUCGCAUGUGUGUAUUUUGCUGGUGUUUUGGCCGGUUCGCUGGGUACUAGUGUGUUUGACCCGGAGGUGUGUUUAGUGGGUGCCAGUGGCGGCGUUUAUGCGUUAUUAGCCGCUCACUUAGCCAACGUAAUGUUGAACUACAACAGCAUGCGUUACGGAAUAUUCCGCUUGGCUGCAAUAUUGAUUGUCGCAUCCUGUGAUGUUGGCUUCGCUAUAUACGCGCGAUACGCCGCGGAAUCAACUCUCAGCCCCUCAGUGUCCUAUGUCGCACAUCUCACCGGGGCCUUAGCUGGUCUAACCAUUGGACUUCUAGUUUUGAAAAAUUUUGAACAGAAACUUCACGAGCAACUACUUUGGUGGAUAGCUUUGGGGGUUUACGUUGGGUGCACCAUUUUUGCCCUCGCCUUCAAUAUGAUGAACACGGUGGCAGCGCAACGCAUCGAGGAGGAAAGUGAGGUCCUUCGCGACCAACUAUUUCAUGACAUCGGCAUAUAGUAUUGAGCAAUAACACUUUGCACCACACACUGCCUAAAAUUUGAAUUAAGUGUACGAAUGAAAAUUUUGUUUAGUCUAAAUGAAUUAAAUUGGUUGUAAUGCUAUAGAAACUGUAAAAACAAUUAUUGAAGUGUGAAAGGAAAACCGGGAAGCGAGCAUUAAAAGCAAUCACAUAAUACAUAAUGAAAAUCCGUUCCAAUUAAUCAUUUUGAAAAAUGAUUUGAAUUCUAAAGAUACCAUUAUGAUACCAAGAAGCUUGGACAAGUUUAGUUUUAUUAUUUCAAAUUAUCUAGUCACUCCCUAAGUGUAGAUUCUACCUCACGAAUUUGUAUCAUCAGUUUUUGUUUAGAUUUUUAUUUCGUCUACGUUGAAUACUUUUAAGUUGUUGUGCUGGCAGAUUUUAUUUAAAUGUGAAACUACUCGUCCUCCACCGGGUGCAUUAUUGGAAGAAACUGCGUCUACUAUUGUUUUUCGUUAAGUAGCUAGAAGAAGAUUUCUUUUUAGUGACACUAUUUUUAACCGUAACGUUAAUUGAAUUGAAGACUGAACAUUUCCAGGAGAAGAUAUUAUAUCCAAUCGUGAAACUAGCAGGAACAGAUUUCUCUACCAGUUUGACUACCACAUCAUGACAGUAUGGAGAAUUAAAUUGACAAUUUGCCUUGAAACACCAUUCCGAAAUCAAUUCUAGAAAUGAAGACCUAACCAAUAAUUGAUCCGAAAUAUUUUUAUAAAAAAACUGAAUGAAAAUGGAGAAGUAGAUAAAGGAUAUUUUAGUUCUGAUUGUGAAUUGUAACGAAUCAUUGUUGUUUUCUAUUUUUUGCGAAAAUAAA